AUGUCCAAUCCACGCACCGGCCUGCGGGUGUCUGCGUUGACCACAGCCGCUGUCCUGCUCGUGCUGCUUGUCGGGACCCCGCUGAUCGCUGCGGGGCACCGUUGUAUCUUCGACGAGCUGCAGCGCCUGCAGCUGGGGACCGACACCAGUGCCGUCCCCGAUGUGAGGGACCGCGGGACGCCGCAGGGGCAGGGUGCGGAGCAGCAUGGCAGCAUCACCGCCACUGACCCAUGGGAGCCGAUCCGCAUCUCGGUGUUCACCAAGGACCUUGACGACAGCUCCCGCUACUGCACUCAGCCUGGAGAAAUGAAGCCUAACUUUACAGGCUCCAUCAUUGAAUGCAAUACUAAGAAUGUUCUCACCGAUAAAAAGAAGCGGAUACUGCGUGAAGUGAUAAUCCCCAACGCGGUUCGGAUGCACAAGGACCGCCUGCUGGUGCAACCGCUGAGAGACAAUAUCCGUGUUGAACACUUCACUGGAGACAUCUGUUCUCAGUUUACGGUUCCCCAGUCCCACCACACCACCGGUGUGCCGGAUACUGACUUCGUGCUAUACGUUGCGGCGGGACCAACUGUACUUGGUCUUGUCGCGUGGGCAUUCAUGUGUCAGUUAGACCCCAGCGGCCGUCCCUUGGUGGGUGUUGCCAAUAUUGGGUCUGUAGACACUAUGAAUAUUCUCUCUUCCAUACGUACAUUGGAACACGAGUUACUGCACGCGUUGGGAUUCUCAAAUCGUAUAUUUAAAAACAGAAACAUGAUUGAUACUGUGUCUGUUCGUAAUAAGCCACCAAGUUAUGUUCUGUCUUCGCCCAAAGUUGUGGAAGCCGCGAGGGCUCAUUAUGGGUGCCCUACCAUGCAGUAUGUGGAGUUGGAGGACAUGGGUGGUGGGGGGUCACACUGGAAGAUGCGCAAUGCAAAGGAUGACUUAAUGUCUACUAUGAAAGGUGGAUUUUUCUACACUUCCAUCACCAUUGCAGCGAUGGAGGACACAGGCUUCUACAAAGGCAACUACCGUAAUGCUGAAAGCAUGUCAUGGGGUAAGAAUGCCAGUUGCGUGUUGUUUGAUAGGAAGUGCGUAAUUGACAGUGUGUCGCAGGUGCCGGAGAUGUUCUGUGACAGUAAAAUUACUUUAAUAAGCAACUAUAAGUGCACAUCAGACCGGAUGGGGAUUGGAAACUGUGCAAUAACGUAUUAUGAUAGCUUGCCAACAUAUUUCCAGUACUUCCCCGAUACGAUGAUGGGUGGAACUGUUGCCUUGAUGGAUUACUGUCCGUUCGUAAUACCAUUGUUAAGAACCAGGUGCCUAAAUGGGGAUGAAGAAAUGCUCCCUGGUUCUGUGUUUUCAGAAUAUGCGCGAUGCUUUUCAGCACUCCCGAGCUCUCCCCUCCAGAUAAGCGAUGGCAAAAAUAUGCUCUCUAUUUGUGCGGAUGUUUUGUGUGAUAAGGGCACCUCGAGCUACCGGGUGCGCGUGAAGGGUACCAAUGAUUUCGUUGACUGCCCACCCGGAAGUACCCUUGUGCUCUCGGAGUACAGUACAGUGUUCAACUCUGGUGAAAUCGUGUGUGCACCAUACGAGGAGGUGUGCCCUAAAUCCCUUUAUCCCGACGAUGAGCACGACAAUAACAGUGACGAAAACAACCGCGCCACAUCUCGUACGAGUAAAGGAGCGUACUAG
Molecule: messenger RNA, 1674 nt
Organism: Phytomonas sp. Hart1
Lineage: Eukaryota; Euglenozoa; Kinetoplastea; Trypanosomatida; Trypanosomatidae
Source: the annotation of a GenBank genome assembly